AUGAGAAUCGCCAUCCGCGAACAGCUUGCCGCCCUCGUCAUCUCGGCCGUCCUCGUCGCCCUCGCCAUCGUCGCCAUCCCGACCUGGAUCUACGUCAACAACUUUGUCGUCCGCGUCGAGUCCGACGGCCUUUCCCUCACCGCCUCGCUCAAGGCCUCGCGCAUCGCCUCGGAAAUCGACCUCGUCAAGACCAUUUGCCAGACCGUCGCCACCCGCAUCCUCCUCCAGCAGGCCUUUAUCGACUUCUACAACGCCAACUCCACCGUCAACCCUUUCAUCAAUGCCCGCUCCGAUCUCGAGAGCGCAAUGGGCGCCGGCCGCGUCGCCGGCCUGCUCCAGGCCAGGCUCUAUCCGAGGAACACAACCGGCAGCCCCACCGGCCUCCUCAACGUCACUGGCAGCGGCGUCCCCGACCAGGGCAUCGAGCUGCCCUACCUCAGGUCCAACGGCUCCCGUGUCUAUCUCGGCGACCCCGACGACGGCUUCCCGCCCUCGCUCUACCCCAACCUCACCUACGAGGGCCUCGGAUAUCCCAACCCCUAUGUCCCCUCCACUCCGGCCUUUGUCGCAAACGCCUUCCCGGGCGUCCGGCUCAACGACAAUGUCGGCCUCCUCCUCGGCCCCUUGAUCGUCAACGAAUCCUUUGCUUUGAUCUCCCUCACCAUCCCCAUCAAGUCUCUCACCAUCGACGGCUUCAUCCUCGGCUACAUGACCUUGGUAGCCUCGGCCAAGUCGUUCGUCGGCGUCCAGACCACUCGUGAAGGCCUGGGCUCGACCGGCAUGGCCCUCCUCAUCGGGCCCGGCAACCCUUCAAACCGCUUCAAUACCUCCCUCCCCGCCAGCAACGGCACAUAUUCUCCUCCUCGGGGUCCCUUCGCCCGCUCCUCAGCCCGAUUCGUCCUUCCCCCCAUUGCAGCGCAGGGGCAACCCGAUCGCCACUCGAGUAGGGGAUAUGGCGACGGAGGCUUCCGACGUCAAUUUACCCUGUCCGAGUAUCCGGGUCUCUUCGACGUCUACUACCAAAACAAUUCAAGACCAAACAACGCCACCGCAUUCUUGUCCACGACAAACGAGCAAGGCAUCCCGGUCGCAGUUGGCGUCGCCCGUCCUCAAUCCACCCUGGUCGACUGGGCCGUGGUCGUCGAACAGGCCAGGAGCGAGGCUUACGAGCCCAUCCGAACCCUGAGAACGAUUCUUCUGGCCUGUGUGUUCGGGACUGCCGGCCUCGUCGUGCUUCUGGUCUGCCCUUGUGCCCAUCUCAGCGUACGACCCAUCAGCCGGCUCAAGGCUGCAACGGAAAAGUCCAUUGCUCCGCCAGGCUACGAGGACGAGUACGACGACAACCUCGAGGAUGGGAGCCCCGGCUCGGGCGGCACUUUGUCUCAGGGAUCCAAAAAGGGUAUCAUCGCCAACAUCCGACGGAGCAUCAAAAAGAGGCAGAGAGCCAAAGCUACCGCCGAGGCAGACGCCGAGGCUCGUCGCCACAUAUUCAAGAUUCCCGGCCGGGUCGAGGACCGCAAACACUACAUCACCGACGAGCUGACGGAGCUUACGCAGACAUUCAACGAAAUGACGGACGAGCUGCUCAAGCAGUACACGUCUCUAGACGAUAAGGUUGCCGAGAGGACUCGCGAACUGGAAUUGAGCAAAAAGGCCGCCGAGGCUGCCAACGAAAGCAAGACGCUCUUCAUCGCCAAUCUGUCCCAUGAGCUCAAGACGCCACUCAACGGCAUCAUGGGCAUGUGCGCCAUUUGCAUGGAGGAAGAGAGCAUUGUGCGCAUAAAGCAAUCACUCAAGACCCUCUACAAGUCGGCAUUAGGUGACCUUCUGCUUCACCUUCUCGAGGAUCUCCUUAGUUUUUCCAAGAACCAGAUCGGCCAGCACGUCAGUCUCGAGGAGAAGGUGUUUCGCUUAGGCGACAUCAGGUCACAGAUGCUGUCCAUCUUUGACAAGCAGGUGCGCGAGAGCAAAAUUACGUUUACUGUGGCCUUGCCCACCUCGGACAACUCCGAGCCGGAAGGAGGGCUGCCGGGCACGAGCCGGCUUCAGGACAUGUGCCUCUGGGGAGACCAGCAUCGAAUUCUGCAGGUCAUCAUCAACCUGGUCAGCAACAGCUUGAAAUUUACGCCGGCCGGGGGCAGGGUGGAGCUAAGGAUUCGGGAGAGAAUGCCGACGCCGCCACCGCCAAACGCAAAAACAUACACUUUCGAGUUCCAGGUCGAGGAUACCGGGCUGGGCAUUCCCGAGCCAAUGCAGAAGAAGAUUUUCGAGCCCUUUGUUCAAGGGGAUCUGGGCCUCAGCAAGAAGUUUGGCGGUGCGGGCCUUGGGCUGAGCAUCUGCGCGCAACUGGCGCAGCUCAUGGGCGGAUCCAUCGGCGUCAACAGCACGCUGGGCGUAGGCUCCGUUUUUACCAUGCAGAUCCCGCUCAAUCGGCCGGCCAGCAUCGCGUCGUCGGCCGCCAGCCACUUCCACCGCAACUCGUUUGAGCAGAACGCCAACAACACGUCGAGCGUGCUAGAGGACGAGCAGCCUCGACUCGUCGGGCUUAGCGCGCCCUUUUUUGCGGCCAACCCGAACCCGCCGCCCCUUGCCAGUAAAAAGGAGCAGACGGCCGCCAUCGACAAGGCCAUGGCGAACAAGGGCUCGGGCCAGGGCAGGCUGCGCGUGCUGGUCGCCGACGACAACUCGACAAACGUUGAGGUCGUGAGCAGGAUGCUCAAGCUCGAGGACGUGUAUGAUGUGACCAUUGCCACGGAUGGCCAAGAGGCCUACGAACUGGUCAAGGCCAACAUGGACAAGGACCGGAACUUCGACGUCAUCUUCAUGGAUGUGCAAAUGCCCAACCUCGACGGUUUGCAAUCGACGCGCCUCAUCCGCAAGAUGGGCUACGCGGCGCCCAUUGUGGCCCUGACCGCCUUCUCGGAGGAGAGCAACGUGAAGGAGUGCAUGGAGUCGGGCAUGGACGAGUUCUUGAGCAAGCCGAUUCGGCGACCAGCCCUGAAAAAGGUCCUUACCAAGUUCGCAACUAUACCGGAGGAGGCGGCGGAGACUACGAAGGCAACGCUGUACAGGAGACCUUUGGCGGUCAACCCAAGCAGUUAG
Messenger RNA from Hirsutella rhossiliensis, 3102 nucleotides. Its product is annotated as response regulator receiver domain-containing protein. The transcript is spliced from 5 exons. Lineage: Eukaryota; Fungi; Ascomycota; Sordariomycetes; Hypocreales; Ophiocordycipitaceae. The record is from RefSeq and is a predicted model, not a curated record. The coding region runs from base 1 to 3102 and encodes 1033 amino acids. Gene Ontology annotation, molecular function: phosphorelay sensor kinase activity; histidine phosphotransfer kinase activity. Gene Ontology annotation, biological process: protein autophosphorylation; phosphorelay signal transduction system.